UAUGUAUUUAUUUAUUUUGUUUAACCCCAUAGCUUACUGAAUAAGUGAAAUAAGUGAAACUGAGGACUUGAUUAUUUGACAUUUUUAACAGCAGGUUUCAUUAAUGCCUUUCUAAAGUGUGAACAUUUUAUAAGAAACCUGCAGGCGUUUGUGCACUUAUUUCGCACAUACAAAAAUUAUUCCCUGUUCAGCAUUAAAAAUGAUCGUUAUGUUCGAAAGUGUUUCAAAACGAAACGUAAGAAAAUUAUAAAGAAUUAUUUGUAUUAUUGACUUGACUAAUUACAUUUUGAAAAUGUUAUUCACUUGACUAUCCUGUUAUUAGAUGUUUAGUAGGCCUAUUUAACAAAAAAAAAAAAAAAAAAGCGGUUGAUACAUUAUGUCAAAGGGUUAUUUGAAAAUGUUCAGUAAUACAUUACAAAUAAUAAUAAAUGUAAAAAAAAAUAAAAAAAUUCAUCCAUGGCCAUCAGCAGCAGGUGCUUAAUGAAGUAUGAAAGAACUUGGUGUCAUCCCACGUCUUCUUAGGGAUGCUGCACGCGGUUUAUAUCUUUCGAAGUUCUUACAGCUUGACUCUGACUGAUUUACGUCCCUGUGCGUCACAGCCACGCCCAUACAACACACUAUUACACCUAACCAACUCAUAGUCUCAUGCGGUUUGUUAGACUGCAGUCUUGAGGGAGAAGGAACUUUGUUGUCAGCUGUUUUCUCGCAUCCCUGUGGACUGAGAAGCAGCGCGGGAGUCAUGAAGCAGGAGGUCAGGGCUGCUCUGGGGUCAGCUCGUCCCUGGCUCCACUCAGAGACGAACCUUUCUGCUCAGAGCAGAGGUGUUGGUCUUGCCCGGGUGCACUUCGAGAAACAGCCGCCUGCCACCCUGCGCAAGUCAAACUUCUUUCACUUUGUGUUGGCUUUAUAUGAUAGUCAGGGUCAGUCUGUGGAGAUAGAGAACACUGCGUUUGUGGACUUUGUUGAAAAGGAGAAGGAGCCAGUAAGUGAAAAAACAAACAAUGGAAUCCAUUACAAACUCCUUUUACUGUACAACAAUGGUGUCAGAACAGAGCAAGAUCUAUACAUCCGUUUGAUAGACUCUGAGACCAAACAGGCAAUUGUGUUUGAAGGUCAGGAUAAAAACCCUGAAAUGUGUCGUGUUCUUCUCACUCAUGAGAUAAUGUGCAGCCGAUGUUGUGAUAAGAAAAGUUGUGGAAACAGGAACGAAACACCAUCAGACCCCAUCAUUAUUGAUCGGUUCUUCCUGAAAUUUUUUCUCAAAUGUAAUCAGAAUUGCCUGAAAAAUGCUGGGAACCCACGAGACACGCGUCGUUUCCAGGUGCUGGUCUCUACCACAGCCUCUGUUAAGGGCCACAUUCUAGCCAUUUCAGAUAAUAUAUUUGUCCAUAACAAUUCAAAGCAUGGCAGAAGACCAAGAAGAUUUGAGCUGAUUGAAGCUGAGAUCCCCUGCAUCAAGGCCAUCAGUCCGAGUGAAGGUUGGACGUCAGGAGGAGCCUCAGUGAUUAUUAUUGGAGAUCAGUUCUUUGAUGGUCUACAAGUGGUUUUUGGAACAGUUAUGGUCUGGUGUGAGGUGAUUACACCACAUGCGAUUCGUGUGCAGACUCCACCUCGUCAUAUCCCUGGUGUUGUAGAAGUUACACUGUCCUACAAAUCCAAGCAAUUCUGCAGGGGACCUCCAGGACGCUUUAUUUACACUGCUUUAAAUGAGCCAACCAUUGACUACGGGUUCCAGCGCCUGCAGAAGGUGAUUCCUCAUCAUCCAGGCGAUAUGGAUAGACUACCAAAAGAGGUCUUACUGAAGAGAGCUGCUGAUCUCUUAGAGAUGUUUUAUGGAAUGCCUCACAACAACCAGGAGAUUAUUCUGAAGCGUGCAUCCGAUAUAGCAGAGGUGCUCCACGCCAUCCCACGAAACCCGUCCCACACAAAUUCACACGGAAUGAUGGGUGUAAACUCUUUUGAUGCACAGUUACCUGUGACCACAGAAAUUUCACCAGAUGUAGAACGAGUGGGUUUCAGUCGAAGUUCAAACAUUGGCUUCAUUGCAGGCAGCACAUCCCAGCAGUCUGAAUUCAACAAUACCAAUACGUGCAUGAAUACACACACACAUUCACACUCUCACUCCAACAUGCCAAGACACACACACUCAAACACACACCCGUCCUUGGCUGGGCACACACAAACAAACACACGCCCUUCUGUGUCAAACUUCUCUGUGGCCACACAGCCAUUCUCAGACAGUUCCACAGCGGACACACAACACUACAUCGUGAAGCAAAAAAGUGCAUUUGCUCCAGUUCUGAAGCUGCAGUCCUCAACGGCAGAAGCUUCAGGUGUCCCCAUCUGCAUGCCUUGCAUGGACUAGUGACACCAGUCACACUCUCACAUGGACAAAUGAAAAACUCCAUUCAGACUCCAUUGUGAUCUUUGUAGUCAGGGAACAACAACGUCUGUUUUGCAUUUUGAAGGUUCUCUCAGUGCAGGCAAUACAA
Molecule: messenger RNA, 2492 nt
Organism: Onychostoma macrolepis
Lineage: Eukaryota; Metazoa; Chordata; Actinopteri; Cypriniformes; Cyprinidae
Gene: ebf3b
Product: EBF transcription factor 3b
Exons: 16
Coding region: 740-2365 (541 amino acids)
Biological process (GO): regulation of transcription by RNA polymerase II
Molecular function (GO): RNA polymerase II cis-regulatory region sequence-specific DNA binding; DNA-binding transcription factor activity, RNA polymerase II-specific
Source: RefSeq, a predicted model, not a curated record